UUGUUGUGUGUGCGGUCGUUCGUUCGUUCGACCGACAGAUAUUCGACAAGUAAGAUGGCGGCGAUUAAUGUGAAAGGCGAAACGUUGUCGUAUUUUAACUUGUAAAUAAAGUAAUUCGUUGUUUGAAACAUUCUACGUACUAAGCAAAGGAAUGGAAGAUUAGUCCUCGCACGUGUAAAUAAAACAAGAAGUGGAUUAUUGUGUGCGUCGCUAAAUUUGAGUGGCUUUUUAUUUCACAAUAGACAAAACCCGUCGCAACGAGCACUCGAGGAGUCGAGGCCAUAUUUAUGAUGUUAUCUGUCGUGUGAGCGUCCUUUGAAACCACAUUUAUAAAUGAUCGUAGAAAACGAAGACGAUGGGAAGUUUUCUCCUUGUGUAAAGAGUUACUAGUUGAACAUGAGUUCCAGUGCUUGAGUUAAAUGGUAGUAAACAAUACAAUUUAUGGUGUAUUGCAAACUAUGGAUGAAAGUGUGGACUUCUAUUGACAAAUUACAUACAUUGAACCUAACACAUCACGGAGGUGGUAAUGGAUCCAGUAGGACCAUGGUCAGCAUAUGCAUCAUACAAUCGGCUAGCGGGGGUUCAGGCUGGUGCUGCAAGUGGCGACUUUCAUCACCACCUAGCAAGCAGUGGCUCAGGACUAGGCGGCCAGACAGUACCGUCAACUACAAGUCAAUUACUGCUUCAAGCGGCUCAUACCACAGCGUCACUAGCGGGACAGCUUGGCUCAUCAACUGCCUCACCAUUUAACCCAGGAGGAUUUCUUUCUCCACCAGCUGUUGGUUAUGAUGCAGUGUUUUCUCCAUUAUUUCAUCAUGCCAAUCCGAAGCCUGCACAUUAUAGCUCUUCGUUACAAGCACAACAUCGACAAGUUAUAGCUCAAGCUCAAGCAGCUGUAGCUUCUAAACAGUCUUCAGUGGAAUCUGAAUUAUCUACCUUAAGAGAGAAUUAUUCUCACCAAACACUUGCAGCACAAGGAGCAUCAUUUUUUGAUCAAUCGUCAACCCCAGGUGGCACUGCUGGAUUAAGUUGGCAGGGGAAUAAUCAACUCCCAAGCCCAUUUGGAAUAUUACCACAUGAAAGUGUUGUGCCCUCGUCACCAAGCCCUGCUACAACAAAGUCAUCAGCAACAUAUGAAAACUUUAAUGCUCAUUUUGCUGCAGCACAAACUCUUAAUAAUCAUCUCAACUCGCAGAUUUCUAGUUCGGGUAAACAAACAAAUAGGUCAGGUUCACCAGCCACUGCAUCAAAACAACCUGCUACGUCAACAUCAUCAUCAACAUUUUUUCAAUCUCCUUCAUCCUUUGGAAAUCAGACUGAUAAUUCUUAUAGUACAAGCAGUGCAAAGAGUGGUCAACUGUCAUCACAGCAGGAUUAUGCUGGAAGUAAGUCUUAUUCAAGUUCUGCAAGUUCAACUGCUCAUUCACAACAAUCGUGUAUAGUGUCAACUCCACCAGUCACAUCCUCUCCAACCCCUCCUAGUAAAGAUUACCGGACUGUGGUCACAUCUGGUACAACUAGGCCUUCCACUUCUAUAUAUAAUGCCCAGUCUCCCAAAAAUACAACCAGUGAAAAGUCUUCUAGACAAGUAUCUAAUAGUAGUAGUAGCAACUUUGUAUCUCCUACAUCUAAACCUCCACAAGUUCAAACUAAAGCCCAAAGUAAAAUUUAUCCAGAGUUAAACAGUGAACAGAGAAAGGGUUGUGAUUCGAAUGAUAAGUUGCAACCUCAAUCAUCUCCUAUUAGUUAUUCUAUAAUGGAUGCUCCAGGAAGACUAAACUAUAGUGGGAACAGCGGAACUUCCACUAAACCCAACAGAAUUGGGAGUUCCCAAUACACUACUUCUCAGGGCUCUAGUUUUAGACAUUAUCAAAGUGGAAAUAAUGUUGAGUCAGAUUAUCAUGUCCGUGCAAAAAGUAGUUCUAGUACUGAUACGGGAUACUCAAGUAGUAGUUCACAAAAUGGUCCUGAUUGUGGUGUAGUUGUUGCAAGGAGGCAAAGUCCAUCACAAGCCCCGCAAACAUCACCACUAGGUCAUGGAUCAAGUCCUGCAUAUCCCAUGUAUCAUAGUCCAAUGAAUUCAAUGAAUUCUCCCCAACAACAUAAUGAUCAUUAUAAUAAGCUUAACAGUGUACCGCCACGUUCUCCAUUAGAUGCUUCUGUUACGAGACCACCAUCCCAAAAUAGUCAAGUAGCAUAUCCUUCUGUUAUAACUAGGGCUCUAGGUCUAGAACAAAAUAAAACAUACACAGAGAAUAGAUAUGAGCGUAAUCAGAGUCAAUCAUCUGGCGCAACGUGUUGGGAGAAUGAGCGUCAAUCAACAAGAAAAUAUUCUAGCACUAAUAAUACUAGUUAUAAUAAUAAUGGCUUGUCAGAAAGUAAUACUCAUAAUGAUGAACCCUCCACUCAACCACAAAAUCCGACCCCCAAUAGAAGUUUAGCAACAGAUAAACACCAUAAUUAUUUUGAUGGUAAUAAUGUAGCUUUACAAGAUCUCUCUAGUUGUAGAGGUGAUCCCAUGAGCAUAGUGAAGAAUUUACAAAAUCUUCAACAAAGUUGUCAGUUACAAGAUGUAAAGGCAACCAAAGGCCAAACACCAACAACACCUACAGUAACCACAAAAACAGCCACAAGAAGAAAAAGUACAGAGAAACCACUUUCUCACACAAAUAUGAAUGAAUUAUCAACUGCUGUUAUGGCAGAUUACUUAGCAAACAGAAUUCCUCCCCCCGCCCAUAGUUCUACUAGUAAUCAGCAACAAAAUGGCAGUUAUUUUGAUUUUGAAAGGUGGAAUCUUCCACCCCCUCCUCCUAAAAUGUUUCCUGGCACAUCUGCUUUCGGUUCCCAAGCCCCUUUACACGCUACAAAUUUCGCUAAUCAGCAUCAAGCACUAGCUAUGCCGCAUGGACACGCCUUAACGUAUUUCCCGCCCUUUCACCUAGGCCCUCAUCCUGAAUUUCAAUCCUCUGUGGAGUUAACACCGUUGUCCUCAUUUAGCGAGACUCCACCUUCGGCUUCCUCAUCAUCUUUUUCGACACCUGAAACACGUGAAGAGGAACAGCCUAAGGUGGUAGUGCCUAAUAUAGAGGAAGAACUUGGUUUCCUUGCAGAACAACGAGCAAAUACUGCAUCGUCGGUAGCACCCUCUUCACAGCAGCAGAACAUAAACAGCACUUCACAAGACGCUACUUCAAAAGUUAUGGAUAAAAAAUUCAAUGUCCCGGUCACGGGCCCCGGCUCAGGUUUCAUGGCUUCGUAUUUAAAGUUUUUACAAGGAGAGCGCGAUACGUCUCCUCCUCCGGCCGGCAGAGGCGCCAGGAAAUCCACGUGGUCUAGAACAAAUACUAAUAGCAAUACAAAUAAUAAGCCUUACACCCCAAACGACCAUAAUAAAAGCCAGUGUGACACAAAUCCGACACACCAAAGUGCUAACGGUGCAAUGGCGCCAACCAAUGUUAUAAACGCAGGAAUGUCAAUGGGUAAUCCAGUCAUGAGCUCUUCAGCAAGCAUGAGCACGACAGGCCUGUUGGGUGCUAACCAGUUACACGGCGGAUCGUCAAACCUUCUCACUUCCCAAGGGAAAGGCGUAGAGUUGGACGAUCCACGUUAUUAUAAUUUAAAUAAGGACAGAAAACGUAAAUACGACGGCAGCGAAGAGGCCGCGUACGAUGCGGAAGAGGAAGCGCGACGGUUACACAAGCCCGUGCUAAACGUGCCUAGUACGCCUCUAAACGACAAAGGGAAAAAGGGUCGGACGACAAUGAACAAGCCGACACCCUCAGCCGUAGUGGCGCCUCAGCCGGCCGCGCCUAAGAAGCCACGACCUCCUGCGCCGCCGCCCGUGGCUUCGCUGCAGGCAGCGCCACAGCAACAAUACUAUUACCAACACCAGCCUGAUGAAGUGUCUGGUCAUGGGACUAAUUUGGGCUAUGGGAUCUAUGGGACGACGGACAACGACAAUAACGCGAACAGAAAAUUACAUCACAUCAAUAAAUCGCAUCAACAAAUCACUUCUACAACGCAAAUGGAAACCUCUAGACCGAUCGAAGAAAUGCCUUAUCAGUCUGGAGAGUUUGUAGCGCUAAAAACUGAUUUAAACGAAAUGUGGCCAGCUAUUUGGAGAGUAGACGGGAAGACCUUGCUUCAAAAACAUGAACCAUUCGAAGAGAAUGGAAAAGUUUUGUAUAGAAAUAUAUCUACAUACACCGUUUGGAAUCCUGAAAAUAAAAAAUUAUACACACAAGUUCCGGUAAAAGUUCGAUCACAAACUCAUCUGGAAACAAUAGUCGAAUUGGUCAGAAGUGAAUUGCCAUUUGACGAUUGUAACUUUAUAGAAAAGAGAAUGCUCGAGACUCAAAUGUAUCAGGAAAACUUUGAGGUUUACAUCCAGACUUUGAUCUCUCACGCGCUCGACCCCAAUUUCCUUACGGAAAUAUUUCAGGAACAAGACGAAUACUUCUUGUCGAACGUGAAGACGGUGGACGAGGUGACGGAGACGAUGCGGGCGCGCGUGUCGUGCAGCGCGGGCGGGGCGGGCGGGGCGAGCGGGGCGGGCGGCGCGGGCGCGGCGGGGGCGGGCGGCGGCGCGCGCGCACUGGACGCGGCCGUGGCGACGUGGCCCACGCUGAGCGUGGCGGCGGGCUCGGGCGCCUGCCGCGCCUGCGCGCGGCCCGCGGUGGCGCGCAUGCUGCUGUUCGGCCAGCCCUACAACCCCGCCACGCUGGAGCCCGUGCAGCCCGACGCGAGACUCGCCUAUGAAAAGGAAUUCCUCGUUUGUGCAACGUGUUGUGGCCGCGCGCAGUUAUAUUCAAGAAUAUCACAUCAGAAGUAUCUCAUGUACAUAGAAUGCAGUAAACGUGUCGACGACAAGCGUAUGCAGAACCCCAGUAAAGAUACAACUGUGAUUCUCAACGAAUUGUUGGCGGACGAAGUGUGGUUAUCCCAGUUGUUCCGCAACGUGCGGCACUCGUGGGCGGAGGCGGAGUCGUGGGAGCGCAAGAUGCGGCACGCCAUGUCGCGCCAGAUGAUAUAACAGUAACCUCACGUACAGCCGCCGGACACGUGCGCCGACCCGCAGACUAGAUCAUAUUUUGUAAGGACGAUUGAACGUUUCAUUUUAUACCUGUGACAUACGUGCUCUACAUGUGUAAUUCCUUUGUUUUACGACAUAAUUUUUAGCAUUUAUUGAGUUUCUUUAAAUCUGGGGCAGGAUCUUUCUUUAUAGGUUAAAUGUGCAUAGCUAUGUUUUUGUUUAGUUUGGGAAGUGUGAAUAUCUCAAAAGUUCUAUUUGGCUGUUACUUAGUAUUUAUUUUAUAUGUUCCGGUGCCAUCCUUUGGACGAUUUGUCUAUUACAGGCGGUUGCUUUACGACCUGUCCUCGUAUAAUCUUUGCUUACAUAGAUUAAUUGAAUCAGCACUGGGCCAGGAUGUUGCAGCUUCGAAAUGUUGCGAUAUAGCAUGAUUACUUUUUUAGGUUACUAUAAGUACGCCAACUGGGCUUAAGUGUUAAUAUAAACAUCAACAUGACGGGACUUAAUAUUGACAGACAACAAAAAGAUGCAUGGUGGCUCAUUUACAUUAUUUUACGCUUCGUUUUAUAUCGCCUAUUUCAGAAACUUUUAGUUUUCAUCUACGGGGUAGUUUUGGACGGAAGUAUCAAUUAUAAGCUUAAUUACAGAUCAAUUGUUUACUUAUCAAAUAUCAAACGUAAGCCUAAUAGUUUUUCGUUAAGUUCAUUUCUUCUCUUAAUACAAAAUACACGUCUAAAAACGGUUUUUUAUUCGGAAACAAUUCUAACCAAGAUAAUUAAUAUAUAUUUGGAUGAAACUCUUAAAAACGAGCCUAUAAAUACUUUAAUUUUAAAUGCCUUCUAUUUUGAGAUUUUUGUAGUUUUAUUUUACUUAAAUAAAACACAGUUGAAUGUUGCUACAUUGGAACGCACCAUCGAAAAGUGUAAAGUUGUCAAAAAUCUAAUUUAUGUCUCUGAGAAUAACAUAAAUGUCUUUUUAUAAGAUUUUUUUUUACAUGAUACUUCCUAUAAGGCGAAAGACAAUAACCGACAGCUACUUAUAUCAAAAACAUCACAUUUUUGAUAGUUACCUAUUCCACUUCUUUUAACAAAUCAAUGAAGCUAUUUUUAUGAUUUGCUCCGCCACAACAUUUCAUCUUAUUUGUCUUAUAAAUUGAGGGGUCUAAAAUUAAUAAUUUAACGAUUCCAAGCUUCAUAUUUUUGCCACUUUAUGGUCCAAUAAGUUUGAGGUUGGUUAGAAUUUUUUUGAAAUAACGAACCAGCGCCCAUACAAAAUGCCAACAUCUUUGAUUAUAAUAUAUGUGUAUUAAGUUUAUGGUUAUUAUUCAUUAAUUAUUAAAAGUUUCAAUUCUACUUUCUUUUUAUAACCUUAACAAUAAGCUACAAGUUAUUGAUACUUCAUUUCUACAACACACAGUAUAAACAUUCGAUACAAGAACAAUAAUCUUAUUAAACAAUUUAAAUGUUAUGUGUUUUGAAUUUUGAUACUUAGAGGGAGGAUCUUUUAGUACUUAAAAAACAAAAGAGAAUAUUACGUACAACAAAUGAGGUAGUAUCUAGAUAAGUAAUAGAUAUGUAUCCAGUCGACUUUAAGGAUCAAAAUUAUUUUAACUUUUAUUAAUAUUACUGAACAUUUUAAUUUCAUUAUCAUGAUAUAUUAGUACAUUCUACUAAUAAAAGCGAACAAAAGUGCUGCUAAUUAGAACAAAAUACAUACACGCAUACUGAAGCCUUUUAAGUAGUUGAAUUUGUCCUCACAUGACCAUGGAAUUCUCUUUUAGUAAAAUAUGUAAAUGGGCCAUUGUGUACAGGUUAAUUAACUGAAGCGGGCAUGUUCACUACUCACACCAAUACAAUCUUACACCGAAAAAGUUUCAUAAUAUAAUUGAAGAGACGGAUACAUAGAUCCAAAUAAAACAUCAUUUUAUAUUUUUAUGCAUUGCGUUUUCACGACGACUAGUGUAAGUUUAUUCACAGACACUACACAUGCAAUUUGCAAGUGUGGUGUACGCGCCAGCUUUAGAUAAUCGGCCUAUACUUUGUAUAUCCUAAUGCGUCAUUACAAACACUGCUGAGUUUAUAUCAAAAGUAUUUUAGUUAACUAUAAAACCUGUGGUACAUACUUUGUUCGACAAUCGGGCUAAUAAACGUUGUAUAGCGCUCUUAGUGUAAAAUCUAUUUAGCGACAGCGUCGGACAAAUGCAGUCGCUCCACUUCAAUUGAACCUCUGUAAUUUUAACUUUUACACUAAUACAAAAUAAUUUUAAUACACCAAUACAGCGUUUAUUGCUAAAAUGUAAGAUCUUGGUGAGCAAUUUUUAUUUUGGAAUAAAUAUACUGUCUUUUCAAUGAUCACUUAUGAUAUUGUAAUGAAUUUGAUUAAAGAGAUAACUAAUGAAAACAAUAUAUAAAUUAAAUUACUCAACAUAAAAUUUUAUUCAAGUGUCUUGUAGUGGCGAGUGCAGUGUAGUACAUACCAAGCAGUAUUUUAAUAGGAGGUAUAUACCAUCAUGAAGCAAUCGACCUCGUCGCGUUAUUCAGUUGUACAAGAAAGCGAUUCGUUUCCAACUGAAACCAUACCCGGAAAAAACUUGCCUCUAACUAUAAUGUGUUAUAUUGAACGAUUCAACUGUAAUAUCGAUCAAUUUUAAUGUUAACCUAUUGACAAGGCUGUGUAUUAAUAAUUUUGUAUUGAUAAUAUAUAACUGUUCAGACUUAUAAGAAAACCCAGUGAUUGGAAAAGGACACAAAUGUUACAAAAGCGAUUAAACCAUUUACAAAUUCACGGGUAUUUUGUUGUUAUUUGCAAUUAUUUUAAGUUGUGUUUAUUUUUAUUCAUAUAAAAAUUAAGUUAUUAAUAUUGCAGGCCUAAAAUUAUUGCCCAGUUCUUUUUCUCCCUAUUAUUUUCAAUACAACGGUUGUUCAUAUUAGUCAAUAAAUAUUUGUUAAGAAACUCCACUUUUAAAUAUUUUACAUUAUGAUAAUAAUUAGCCUAAUACCAAUACUAAACUGAGGGAUUUCGCCCGUAUAAGUACCUCUAACACUCUUAAGGAAUGGUAAAAAAAAAACAAUUAAAAAUCUCAUACACUCCUAGAAUAAGGUUACUUGCGCCUUUACAGAAAACACAAAGGGAUGUUGACUGAUAUGAAAUUUACUUAAUCUAAUUUCGCUUUCAUGACAGGCACGUAAGCAAAAUAUAAACAAAAUAUAUAGAAAAAUCUUUCUUCCCACAUAAACUGUAAACUUUUAUAAAUCGUGACGUCACUGGUAGGUCAUGUUUUCCUCUAACAGAAAAAAAUGGGAUUUCUUUUUCUUUCUGUCAUUGCCCAUAUUUGCUUUUUUUCUUCAUUUUUACAGGAUUGUAGUUUAUAAUCAAAAGUAAAGAUAAUACACCAGUUAACAUCCCUUAUGUACAUAAAACAAUGAAUAAAAGUAUUGUGUAUUUAUUUUGAAAAUUGAUUCCAUUCAGGCUGUUGUCUAAUGCGUUAUGCAUACCUAAAUAAUUAUGAAAAAGUACUUAUGACUUUUUGUUUAGAAUGAAUACGCAAAUUUGUAGCAUGUUUAUUUGCUUUUAUUUGAAUAGAAAAAAAUAAUAUUUCCUUAAACUAUUCAAUAUUCUUGAAUUAAGGCUUGUAUGAUUGUAUCACAAUAGUUGCUUUAUGUUGGUAAUAUGUUACAGUCACAGUAUUUAAAGCUCUUAGUAAUAAUAAUUACUAUUAAAUUUAAUAAAUAAUAAUUGCAAGCUUUGAUAAUUUCAUUAAUAAAUUAAAAAUCCCUGGUAAAUUAAAAAUUAUGAAUAGUUUUCAUUUCAUUACAUUGACUGUAGCAUAAUAUAUAUAUUUUGUCACGUGAAGCACGAUAAGUAUUUUUUUUUUUUUUUCAAUAAUGAUUAAACAUGGUUUAUUUUGCAAUGGAUGUCACAUCAGGGGCCUCAUUCUAUUCAGUGUAAACUCGUAACAUGGUUAGGUUAUGUUAUGUUUGUGAAAUUAACAUGAUAUGGUAUUCUGUAUGCCGAUUUCUAUUUUCAUAAACGCGAUGCGCUGCGUUAGGCUCUUUUUACGCAUUGUCAAAAUAACGUGUGACAUAGGGAAUAAGGCCUCUGCGCGACACUUAUGAGCUCAUGGUCACAUUAGUCGAUGUGGCAUUUUGAUUAAGACAAUGAAUUUCACUGUUAAACUAUACGCAAAACAUAAAUCAAUUAUGUGGAAUUAAAAUUGCAUUAUACGUGCAUACCAGACAUUAAUUGUUUCUCGAUAAAAUAUAGGGUGUAAAGAACCGCUCCCGAAAUUUAGGAACAGUUAUUUCUGGUAACGAUAAGUACCAUUUAAAAAUGGCGAUAAAAUAAUUAUAAUAUUAUCAGAUCACCAUAAAAUUAAUAGGUAAAAGUGUUUUGUAUUUUUGCACAGCAAAAAGAUUUAAAAUAAAACUUAAACAAAACAAAGACAUAUGUGUUAAAAGAAACCAUAAUGUACCACAAAUAAUUAGCUGAGGUGCCAGGUCAACGAUUUCAAGAGGGGCGCACCACGAAUAAUUCCAAAACUAAAUUAAAAUAAUUGGAUAAAAAAAAAUUGUGUCAUCAUCUCAGCUAUCACCAGCACUCUAACCUGUCUUCGUUUUCGGGAGUGAUUACUUCUUCCUUUAGACACAAUAUAAAUUUAUCAACAAAAUAUAUAUAUCACCACCUUCAUUCCCUUUCUUUCAUUUACAAUUUAAAACAAUUAUUUUUAUGUACUCAGUAACACUGUAUUAAGCAGUAUCUCGCUGUUGAAGACAUAAUCGGUUUAAAAAAAUGUCCUAUGAUAUUUAAACUUCUCUGAGUAGAUAAACAAUUAAUAAAGACCAUAAAUAGGCUUGCAAGAAAAGGGGAGGCAUAUAGAUGUUUUGGGAAGAAAAUUAGACCAUUAAAAUGUACAUUGCAGAUACGUUUAGUAAAAAAUACGUAACUUGCCGGUAAUAAGAAUAGCAGUAUGCAUGCAUAGUUUUAUAAUUGUGUUUUUGUUGCCUGUUAAUAACAUAAUAUAUUGUAUAGAGGUACGUUUAUGAAAAAAAAAACUAUACUUUUACAUAGUGAAUAAGUACAUCCUUUUAUUUGCAUAUUAAAAAAUUGGUUACUAAUUAUAUUUGGAAAUUAAAGCUGCUCACAAUAUGAGGUAUAUUCUAAUAAAAGUACCCCUCAUAUAAGUUGAACCCUUCUACUAUUUAAACACCAAAUUAACGUGCAGUAAGGCUACAAUAUUAUGUUAUUGUAAUGUUUAUGGUAAUUGAUUUUUAUCAGAGAUUCUUGUCUAUAAAACAACCGUUAUAGAAAAUGCAUCAUGAUUAUCACUAAUAGUAUUUAUACUAAUGCUUUACGUAAAACUGAUAAUGUUCAGGCUAAGGAAAUAAGUACUAAAGAUUAUAAUAUGGGUACCGCAUCCAAAUGGUUAUAUGUGGUAGCAUUUUUUAUAUGAAUAAUAUGAGGUAAUGUGGAGUUGUAACAUUGGCUAUCUCCUUCAUUCAUACGCAUCAUACUGCCAGUGAUUUCACCUUUUCAUUCGUACAUUCUUUUCUAUCAUUUCUCUUGUAUCUUAUCGUAUUUAUUCCUGAUUGUAUUUUUUUUUGCCAAAUUUCGUUAGGAUAUCCUAUGUUAUUGUCAUAAAUAAUGACACAUACCCUAUUUGUUCGUACCUUUAUAUUAUAUCGUAAAGUACUAGUACUUACCUACAUUUAUAUUGAAUUCUGUAUCGAGAAUCGAUGCUAUAAAAAUAUGUUAAACAUCACAAAAUAUGUUACAGGCUGUAUGCAUUGAAUAUAACGUGCUUACAAUCAUUGGUGGUCCAAAUUGCUUUAAAAUGAGAAAAAUAGUCUCACAUUCCGGAGCCAUUUCUUCAAUUUCAUUUUUUUUAUAACUGAUGGUUUUAUAAUAUAUCUGCCCUAAUUUAUACUUAAAUGAACAAAAUGUGACGAUAUUAUAUUUCUACGAAAAAUAAGUACAGUGUAAGGAGAUAUUUUGUAUAAUUGCAUUAGGUUGUAUAGGUUAUAAUAUUACUACGCAACUAUAGUUAAUAAUUUUAAAACUAGGUAAGUAGAAUUGUAAAAAACAGGUUCUGUCUGGUAAUUAAAGUUGAAAGAACUUUAUUUAUUUUGUUCUGAUUGGACAACUAUAGAUCGAUUUGUUUUGAAACCAUUUUAUACUGUAAGACAUCGUAACAAAUGGCAAUUUAUCGAAUAAAAUCUUUCACUAGCCAA
Messenger RNA from Manduca sexta (tobacco hornworm), 11256 nucleotides. RefSeq lists its product as uncharacterized. The record is from RefSeq and is a predicted model, not a curated record. Gene Ontology annotation, cellular component: nucleus. NCBI's taxonomy places the organism in Eukaryota, Metazoa, Arthropoda, Insecta, Lepidoptera, Sphingidae. Bases 527 to 5032 code for a protein of 1501 amino acids. The transcript has 8 exons.